GCGCAAAGCUGUCGGGGCGCCCAUCUUCCUUCCAUCUGCUUUCAGUGUCUUGGAAAUGGCAGGGUCUGGUAGAAAAUGGGUGUUUAGAAAGUAGCUCCAUCCGGUAGAUCACAAAAAAUUCCCAAGUGGAAAGCACAGGCCGCACGAUUGGUUCCAAAUACGCAGAGUUUUCCGGAUGGCGGGCCCGUCCUGUCCUGGGGCCUUUUAAAACAAAGCGGCAACAAACAAACCGCCGUAACCAUACAAGGCGGCGCUAACUUGGCAGCGUCAUUCAAAAGCAACACACGUGCAACACACAAACACAGACUUACUCACAUAAUGCACGCAUGUACACAUUUAGUCUCAUGCACAAACACACCGGCAUGAAUGCAAGCGCGCGUGCACACACACACACACACACACACUCAUGCAUGUAUGCGCAGCAUCAGUGACACUUGAGCUGAAUUUAGCCAGAGUGACAUUGACAGGUGAGCUCAUCAGGGAGCGAAGGAGGGGUUGUGCGUGCGUGCGUGCGUGCGUGCGACUGGGUGUGUUGUUCAGGGAGGGGCAAGUUGCUAUCCACUCAGUAUGGACUACAUCUUCCGAGUGGGCUCGGAACGCCGACCACUUGCGCGUCUUACCUCCUCAAGCCAGCUGGUCUGGCUUGCCAAUCUGUUUGAGACGAGGAAUCAAUAGGGAACCCACAGCUGGACCCGGCGCCUCGUCUUCCUGGGGAAGAGCACGCAGCGGUGCUUGCGCGCGCUUCCUCGGUCUGGAUCGCCGCGGGACGGACGGACCCUUGAGACGGAAGAGUCAUGCUGCACUAAAAGACUCGUCAGAGACGGGUGAAGGAGGUGGCAGGCAGGCACACUCAACUGAGCUGAGCAAAAAAGAGCCGAGAUGGGCCGGAAGAAGAUUCAAAUCGCCCGCAUUGUGGACGAACGCAACCGACACGUGACCUUCACCAAGCGCAAGUUUGGCCUGAUGAAGAAGGCGUACGAGCUGAGCGUGCUGUGCGACUGCGAGAUUGCGCUCAUCGUCUUCAACAGCGCCGACAGACUCUUCCAGUACGCCAGCACAGACAUGGACAAAGUGCUGCUCAAGUACACCGAGUGCAACGAGCCCCACGAGAACAGGACCAACGCCGACAUCAUACAUACCUUGCGCAAGAAAGGCCUCAGCGGCAGCAAAAGUCCCGACAUGGAGGCGGACGACGACUCUGCCGGCCAGAGCCCCGAGACGCACGACAAGUACCUCCAAAUGGGCACUGACGUCGUCCACCUGAUGCUCAACAGACAGCCGGUCUGCGGUCUGCCCGCCUCCGGCUACGAGAUGGGCGCCUCCUCGCUGCUGUACCCGCAAGCCGGCAUAGGGGGCGCCGCAGCCGAGCACAACCUGCCGCCUAGCCAUCACGCUUCCAUGCCGAGGAAGGCCGCGUGCCCCCAGCGGCCCCCCGGCAGCCAAGAAGAAGGAAAUGGCGUUUACAGCAACCAGUGCCCCUCCCCUGCCAAGAUGUCACCAGGGGGCGUGUCUCAGAGCCUCCAAGACAAAAGUCCGCCAAUGAGCCACAUACCCGACAACAAGAGCGGCAACAUGGUGGCCAUGAGCGCCAUGAUCAAUCGCUCGCAGACGGCGCAGACGCUGUCCAGUCCGGCCGCGUGCGUGUCUUUUCCCGGUGCCGCCGCGGGAGGCUACCAACCGUCCUCACUGAGCUCCUUUGGCGCUGACUUCUCCAUGGCGGGCGAGCUGACCUCCCUCACCGCUUUCGGGUCGGCCGGGCUCGGCUCCGUGGAAGGCUGGCUGCAGCCGCAGCGUCCCGUCGGCGACCUGCACGACCUGCGCAGCGUGCCGCUCGCUCACAUGGGGCACUUGUGUCACAACGCCAACUUCCCGUCGGGCCACGACCUCCGCAUCAAGUCGGAGCCGGCCUCUCCCUCUGGGGAGCGUGUGGUUGCCCGCCCGGGGCGCUCGCCCGCCGGCAGCGCGUCCAGCUGCGGGAGCUCGUACGACGACGACGGCGGCGGCCGUGUCUUAACCCUAACCACUGCCGGCGGCGGCGACUUUCUCCUACGGGCGGCGGCGGCCAAUCUGGACGAGCGGUCCAGCCCGUCCGUCAAGCGCACGCGACUGACGGAGGGCUGGGCCGCGUGAUACCGACGGGCCGCGCCUUGUCACCUGUAGGCCAGUGUCUCAUUGGCUGCGUUUGGAAGCCAUCAUUCGUCACUACAGGGGCGGGGGGGGGGGUAGGGAUGGGCGAUACCAAUCAUUUUUGAUUGGAUCCGAUACCAAGUAUUUCCUGCCCAAAAAUACCCGAUAUCGAUCUGAUAUCGAUACCGGAAGUGUACAUGAAUUAUUAACCUUUUUAGAAAACCAUGAAUGGAAGAUGCAUAUUAAUAGUACCACUUUAAUUAAAAGGAGCUAUUCUUUA
Molecule: messenger RNA, 2407 nt
Organism: Syngnathus typhle (broad-nosed pipefish)
Lineage: Eukaryota; Metazoa; Chordata; Actinopteri; Syngnathiformes; Syngnathidae
Product: myocyte-specific enhancer factor 2C-like
Exons: 10
Coding region: 880-2130 (416 amino acids)
Biological process (GO): cell differentiation; positive regulation of transcription by RNA polymerase II
Molecular function (GO): RNA polymerase II cis-regulatory region sequence-specific DNA binding; DNA-binding transcription factor activity, RNA polymerase II-specific; protein dimerization activity
Source: RefSeq, a predicted model, not a curated record